Cyphellophora attinorum is the source of this 1512-nucleotide messenger RNA. Its product is annotated as Trichodiene oxygenase. The record is from RefSeq and is a predicted model, not a curated record. The transcript has a single exon. Lineage: Eukaryota; Fungi; Ascomycota; Eurotiomycetes; Chaetothyriales; Cyphellophoraceae. Bases 1 to 1512 code for a protein of 503 amino acids. Gene Ontology annotation, molecular function: oxidoreductase activity, acting on paired donors, with incorporation or reduction of molecular oxygen; monooxygenase activity; heme binding.
AUGCCUUCCAUCGAGGUCUUGCCAUCGUUGUGGACGUUAGUGUUCAGCGGCGUCAUCGUCUUGACCUGGGUGCUAUAUGCGGCAAUUUGUCGCCUAUAUCUCCAUUCGCUGGGCAAUGUACCCGGGCCGCGUCUUGCUGCUCUCACCUAUUGGUAUGAGUGCUACUAUGAUGCGCUGCUGCAAGGAAAGUACAUUUUCAGGCUCGAUGAAUUGCAUAAAGAGUAUGGUGCAGUCGUACGCGUCAACCCGAACGAAGUCCACAUCCAAGACUCCGACUUCUUCGACCAAUUCUACGGCUCAACACGAAAACUCGAUAAGGACAGCUAUUUCUAUCGCUUCACCGACUCACUAGACUCUGCUUUCGCAACGAAGUCGUGGUCUGUCCAUCGUCAACGACGGAAGGCGUUCAAUCGCUACUUCUCUCCGGCGGCCCUCAGUAGGAAGGAGCAGGAUGUUCGUGACUGCGCCUUGCAACUUUGCAAGCAACUCGAGUCCAAGCGUGGUUCCGGGAAACCUGUGUUCUUGGGUACUGCUUUUCGAGCACUUGCAGCCGAUGUGAUUAGCCAGUAUGCACUGGAUUCGUGCUUUGACGUCCUCAGGCAGAAGGAUUUCGGUCAGGACUUCACGAACCUCAACCGGACCCUGUCUUCUGUCACCAUGUACCAACGCCACUUCCCAUGGACCUUACCAGCCCUACUGGUCAUUCCAGACUGGUUUCAACGCCUCUCGGCAGGUUCCGCGAUGAUCAUGAUGUUGGACUUCCAGAAGAGUAAUCGUGCGAUCGCGGCACAGAUUGCUAAGGCGCCGAAGAGAAACGCGGAGCUCGAAGAUGGCAUCUUUCACGGAAUCUGCAACUCAGACCUGCCGACAAGCGACAAGACUGCUGAACGUCUGAUGCAAGAGACCAUGUCAUUCAUUGGCGCUGGCACGGAAACGACAGCCAGUUGCCUCGAACAUACGAUGUACUACGUGCUGGCUAAUCCUGCGAUUCACGACAGGCUCUCCCAAGAAUUGGCGGCUGCUGCUCAGUCAGGCGAUUUGACUUCAAACGAGACUCUCAAACAAUUGCCCUAUCUCGAGGCCUGCAUCAAGGAGGGCCUCCGGAUGGGCAACGAAGUAUCUGGUCGACUGCCACGUAUCGACCCAAAUGAUGCUGUCACCUACGGCAAGUAUGUCUUCCCUCCUGGCACGGUUAUCAGCAUGUCGAUCCGCGACAUGCAUCUGGACCCGAAGUGUCAUCCGGACCCACUCAGAUUCAAUCCUGAGCGCUUUUUGGAUCCGAAGCUACGCGAUCAGACUGAGAGGUACUUUGCGCCGUUCAAUAAGGGGUCCAGGUCAUGCGUGGGUCGAGAGCUGUCUUGGCUCGAGAUGAGAAUGACUUUGGCAUUGGUGGUACAUCGCUUUAAGUUGACGAUGGUCAACACCGAAGAGGUGGAUGUUAGCAUGGCCCAUGACUUCUUUGCGCCAUUUCAUCCGAAGGGAAGUCGCGGUCUGCAGGCACUUGUAGAUUGA